UGCCUGUCCUACCCUACCCGGUAACAGAGUACAAGACAGUGUAUACCGCCCUCAAAAACUUUCAGGGUAUACUUGGUCAACUUAGGCAGGAUAAACUAGCUCUUGCAUGUGACGAAGGAGUUUACCACAUAGCAAGAGAAAUCAUGUUGUGGCGCCCAGUUGAAUUUCAAAAUAUUGUUGUGUGUCUCGGAUCGUUCCAUAUGGUCAAGAUUUUCCUCGGGUGUAUUGGGAAAUACUUGCGUGAUAGUGGAGCAGAAAGUAUUUGGAUAGAAAACGGUAUCUUUGGCCCUAACGUGACCCAGGCAGUCUUGGGUGGCUCGCAUUAUGUGCGGUCCUUGGCAGGUAUGACAUUGCUAUCGGAAACAAUGGAAAGACUCCAGUGGGAAGCAUUCUUUGAUGAAUUGGGCAUAGCAAAGUACCAGGGCCCUCUUGGCAUACUGAGGGAAAUGAAAGCAAGUGUCUCGGAGAAGGAUCGGUUAGAAAGUCAACAGCUGCUUGCCGAUUUCGCUACCUCAUCAGGUAUCCUGUUUGAUGACUUCGAGGAGUUCAAACGACAGAAGAGCGAGAGAAGUGAAACAUUUAGAUACUGGGCUACAUUCAUUGAUAUGGUCAAUUUGGCAAAGGACCUUGUGCGAGCUGAUCGGGAAGGGAAUUGGCAACUACACUUGGAAACUGUUGAGGCUAUCCUGCCUUACUUCGCGACAUUUGACUCGACCAACUACCUU
Molecule: messenger RNA, 725 nt
Organism: Priapulus caudatus
Lineage: Eukaryota; Metazoa; Priapulida; Priapulimorpha; Priapulimorphida; Priapulidae
Source: RefSeq, a predicted model, not a curated record